Molecule: messenger RNA, 3216 nt
Organism: Conger conger (European conger)
Lineage: Eukaryota; Metazoa; Chordata; Actinopteri; Anguilliformes; Congridae
Gene: tmc4
Product: transmembrane channel-like 4
Exons: 16
Coding region: 102-2174 (690 amino acids)
Cellular component (GO): plasma membrane
Molecular function (GO): mechanosensitive monoatomic ion channel activity
Source: RefSeq, a predicted model, not a curated record
CGGACUUUCUCAAUAGAGCAACACAGGUGCCGUGGUAGGCACUGCUGCUGCAUUGUGGACUUGUCUUUAAGGGCUUCCUUCGGAGAUUUUCAUGUUUCAUCAUGGACAGGAAUGGAUUACAGACAGAUGGCUCAGCCAUGGCAGGCUACAGUUACCCUAGUCAACAAGAGUCACUGAGGUUAAGGAGAAGACCCUCUAAUGGUGCGGACGGGAGCUCACCUCAGUUUAACUGGAACCCAGAUCAGAAGGACGAUGAAACAAGACAAGACCUUAAAGAGUUACCUUUACCCAUGGCACUCAAAAAAUCCAUUAGGCAGGUACAGCAGAUGAAGGUACCAGUUGUGUCCAGCUGGCAGUCCUGGAAGAUGCACAGGUCAAAAACACUGAAGAGGUUUCAAGAAGGGGCUGGUGGUGCCCUAGCCUAUGUUGUCUUGUGGCGUCGAGGUCUACAAAAGAUAGGGGGACACUUUGGUGGAGGUGUCCAAUCCUACUUCCUGUUUCUGCGGUUCUUGGUGGUGCUCAACUUCUUCUCGUUCCUGUUGAUUGCAUCUUUCGUCCUUAUCCCAAGUAUCGUCUUUCGAUCCAAUAACUCUGGCAACAAUAUUGAACUGAAUAUCAGUGCUGGUAAGGAGGAAUGUACAAUAUAUGACCCCAAUCCUCAAGGCUUGGUUCAUUUCUAUACCUAUUUCAUUGACUUACUUACGGGAACGGGCUUUAUGGAAUACUCAUACCUUUUCUAUGGUUAUUACAACAAUACUGAGGAGACCAUUAAUGAGUUCUCAUAUAAUAUUCCCCUUGCGUAUUUGCUCACGGCAGGCUUCUACUUCAUCUUCUGCCUGAUCUGCAUAGUCAUCCGGAUGGGGGGUGCAAUCCGCAUUGCUGUUAAAACAGGGGGCAAGGCAGUGGGAGGAUACAGCAUGCUGCUUUUCACAGGCUGGGAUUACGGCCUUCAAGGGGAUCGAGCCAUCAAACUGAAACAUAACAACAUACGUUACCGGCUGCAGGUGGAUCUGGAGGAGGAGCGUAUCAAACUGAAGGCUGCAUCCCUGACCCUGGCUCAGAUCAUAGGACUGUAUUCUCUCCGCGCAUUUCUCAACUUCAUUGUUCUCCUACUCAUCGGAGCGUCUUUCUACUGUAUCUUCCUGGCGACGGAUUUUAGCCAGAGUUUUGAAGGGACAGACUUCUGGAGUCUGGUGGUAGAAUACCUGCCUUCCAUUGUCAUUACGGUGGCAAACUUCCUGGUGCCUUUCCUGUGUGAUCAAAUAGCCCUGCUGGAGAAACACACCCCCAGCACUACCAUCAUCCUGGCACUACUGAGGGCUGUGUUUCUGCGCAUGGUCAGUCUGGGAGUUUUGCUCUUCACUCUGUGGAGCCAGAUCACUUGCAGCACAGAGGAGAGGGGAGAGUGUCAGCCUUGUGGAUAUAACCACACAUUAUAUCCGUGCUGGGAGACCAGAGUGGGCCAGGAGAUGUACAAACUGGCCAUGUUUGACUUCAUAACUGUCAUUGCUGUUAUGAUACUUGUGGAAUUUCCACGCAGGAUGGUGGUUGAUAACUGCUCUUGGAAGCUGGUGAAGUUUGUGGGGCGACAGGAAUUUGUGGUUCCACAGAACGUUUUAGGUGUGGUCUAUGGACAGACAGUGGUGUGGGUCGGUGCCUUGUUCUGUCCUCUCCUGCCUGUCAUCAACACUGCCAAGUUCAUCAUCAUCUUCUACUGCAAAAAGAUUACUCUGUUUUACAACUGCCGCCCUGCGGACCGAACUUUUCGCUCUACCAGUUCCAACUUCUUCUUCCUCUUGGUGCUUCUCUUUGGCUGGAUGCUGGCCUGUUUGGCUCUGAUAUACAGCGUGGCAGUGAUUCAUCCGUCAAUGAGCUGCGGCCCAUUUCGUUCUCUCACAACGAUGUGGAGCGCGGUCCCCAACACCUUUAACUCACUCUCUAACACCUCCAAAGAGUUCCUGAGCUACGUCGGUUCUCAGGCCUUCGCAGUCCCUCUCUUCAUCGUGUCCUGUGUGGUGAUGGCAUAUGUCACUGCCCUGGUAUCAGUCUAUGGACAGAGUGUUUCACUCCUAAGAGCACAACUUAAAUUGGAAGGACGUGACAAGAAAUUCUUGGUUAAACAAAUAGAGGAAUUGAGUUUGAAGAAUCAGAGAAGAGAAGAAAGGAGAAGAUAACUUCUGAGAGAUCCAUCUGUCAUAAAGAUGGAAAGCUAUCAGACUGCUGUACAUUUGGAAUGACGGUAGCUUUUCAGAGUAAGGAGUGCCAAAUAUAGUUUGUAGUCAUUUGUCUUUUCCCAGUGAGGAAAUUUCACUGGAUUUAAACCUGUCUGACUUUCCACCAAAUUUUUACUCAACACCCCAGAAAUAUUUACUUCCUGUGAUGGUUUUAUUCCUAAUAUAUUCAUUAUAAGGUUGCAAGGGAAAUGUCUCCACUCCACUCAUAUUUCAUCUUUCCACUCAAAUUCUGUUUAAACCAAAACAUUAAUUUCAGAUAGAUUAUUUUUAAAGAGCUUAUUUCUAAUUCGGUUUAAAACCAUUAAAUUAUAUUUCCUGGCUGGCCUGGGAUUGCCUUGGGUCUGAGUUGGAGGAUGUCGCUGGGAGAGAGAUGUCUGGGCUGCUUUGCUUGCCCUGUUGCCACUGUGACCCUGACCUGGAUUAAGCAGUUAGAAAUUGGAUGGAAGGAUGGAUGUUUAAGUUGCAAUCAUAUGGAUCAGAAUUACUCUUAGCAGGCCUAUACCUUUUCAAGACCUCAAUAAAAAAGACAAAUAAUUAUUCUAUCAGUUUGUGAUGAAUAUUGCAUUGAAUGUAUUUGUUUUGGAUACAUACAUUAUAAACCCCUAAUGGUCUCAAUGAGUAUUAUCAGGGGUCGCCAACCUGGUCCUGCAGGAUGGUUGUUGCGUUGUGGUUGAUGCUGUUUUUGUGACUCUUGAAGACCAGGGUUGCCGACCCCGAAGGAUUAUGAUUUGACCUGCUGUCUUCACGAGAGAAUAAAUAAUGGAGCCAAUAAUUACAUACUAUGUUCAGUUUAAUUUCUGGUUAUUUGUGAGGAUUCUAUGUGAUUCCUUCUUUUUAUUUUUUGGAGAUGUCCCAGAGAUUUAAACAAUGGCUGUCAUCUGUUUCUUAUCUUCUAGAGAAAUGUAUGGAAAUCAUGUAUCAAUGGAAUAAAUUGGCUUUUCAAUAAUGUUAUUAUAUACUAACAGUCUGACUACUGUUUAAA